Austrofundulus limnaeus is the source of this 3223-nucleotide messenger RNA. It is a transcript of the gene hdgfl2, whose product is annotated as HDGF like 2. Lineage: Eukaryota; Metazoa; Chordata; Actinopteri; Cyprinodontiformes; Rivulidae. The transcript is spliced from 16 exons. The record is from RefSeq and is a predicted model, not a curated record. Gene Ontology annotation, molecular function: histone H3K27me3 reader activity; histone H3K9me2/3 reader activity. Bases 183 to 2168 code for a protein of 661 amino acids.
UCUAUCUUCGGUCUCGCGGUAACGUUAGUAUUCGGUUAGUAUGCAGCUGCUAGCUUGCUAGCUAACUCCAUCGUUUCCAGGUUUUGUGUCGACCUGAAAACAUCAAACCUUUAGAGACACGGGAAGACAGCGCGACUGAUUUUUUUUCCCCCAGCACCCAGGCUGCACGGAGAAGUGGAACAAUGCCGCACAACUUCCAGCCCGGAGACCUGGUCUUCGCUAAAAUGAAGGGAUACCCCCACUGGCCAGCUCGGAUUGAAGAUGUGGCUGAUGGAGCUGUGAAACCACCUCCUAAUAAAAUCCCGAUUUUUUUCUUUGGGACUCAUGAAACAGCAUUCCUUGCACCGAAGGAUCUUUUUGCUUAUGAAAAGUACAAAGAGCGAUAUGGAAAACCCAACAAAAGGAAGGGGUUCAACGAAGGUUUAUGGGAGAUCCAGAACAAUCCACAUGCCUCUUACAGCGCCCCACCUGUACCAGCUAGCUCCUCUGACAGCGAAGGCAACGAUGGUGGAGGAGGAGCAGGAAGUGACGAGGAGGAGGAUGACGAGGGCGCCCCAGUUCCUCGAAAAGCCGACUCGGGUAGCGAGGACGACUCCAACUCCGGGAGCGACGACAGACGAAAGGGAGGAGGAGGAGUGAAGAGAAAGCCACCGGCUCCAAAGCGGCCUCCUCCACCUAAAAAAGCCCGCGGUUCUUCUAGUGACCGAGAUGAGGAGGAGAGCGUGUCUCCGUCCGAAUCAGAACCAACACCGUCAGAGUCUGACUCCGGCAAAAAUAGUGACAAGGAUUUUACUCCAGAGAAGAAAUCUGGAGGACGAGGUGGAAAGAAAGCGGUUGGCAGAGGGAAGAAGAAGAAGGCCUCGUCUGACUCAGAUUCAGACUCAGGAUCAGGGUCAGAGAGGAAGGUGGUGGACAGCGACUCUGAAGACGAGAAGCCUCGGCCCGCUCUGUCUGGCUCCGAAUCCCAGUCUGGCUCAAAGUCUGGCUCAGAGUCUGAUGCACCGCCUCGCAAGGGCCCACAGGCUCGCAAGAAAGAGAAACCGGCGCCGAAGCCUCGUGCGCGGAAACCCAAACCUGCCCCGGUGAAACGAGCUCCUUCGUCAUCCUCCGACAGCGACAGUGACAGUGAACCCGACCGCAUCAGCGAAUGGAAAAAACGUGACGAGGAGCGCAGGCGAGAGCUGGAGGAGAAGAGGAAAAAGGAGGAGGCCGAGGAGCUCCGCCGACUGCGUGAAAGAGAGAAAGAAGAGGAAGAGAAAAGGAAAAAAGACAAAGACAAGGCUAAAAAAGGCAGCGACAGUGACAGCAGCAGUAGUUCAGAUGAAGGCAUAGAUGAUCACCCUCUGAAGAAGUCCAAGAAACCCCCUCCACCCCCGAUCCCUGCACCCUCUGACUCAGACUCGCCACCACCAGCUGAGGUGAAAAAAUCGCACAAGAAGCAAGAGAAACAGAAAGCGGCGAAAGUGAAAAAAGAGAAGGAGAGAAAAGAACGAAAGGAGAAAGAGCUGAAGGAGAAGAAAGCCAGACGGGCAGAGGAGAAGUCCAGAGCCAGGUCUAGGCCAGAAAAACCCAAACGCAGACCAGAGAGGCAGCAGGAAAAGAAAGUAGAAAAGAAAAAGGAGCCAUCACCAGAGGAAAGACUACAGAAACUCCAUACAGAUAUUAAGUUUGCACUCAAAGUGGACAACCCUGACAUCGAACGAUGUCUACAAGCCCUGGAGGAGCUGGAUUCUGUACCAGUUACCAGCCAGAUUCUCCAUAAGAACGCUGAAGUUAUAGCCACAUUAAAAAAGAUUCGACGAUAUAAGGCCAGUGCUGCAGUCAUGGAGAAAGCCAGCGAUGUUUAUAACAAGUUAAAACUUCGUUUCGUGGGAAAGGCUGAGAUGGCGACUAAACCUAAAACAGAGAACAAGGAGCCAGAGAAUGAUGAAAAAGAAUCACAAAGCACUGAAGUCACUCCAGUGAACGGGGAGUCGGAGGAGAAGAAAAACGAGACGGAGGUGGAGGACAAACCGAAUUCACCGUUACAGGAAGAAAACGACGACGACACAGCUUCAAGUCCAAACAGGCGCAGCACAGACAGCCCAGCUGAACAACAGACAAACACGUACGAUGAAGCAGACGGCUCCAUCUCGGCAGAAAAAGAAGCGCCGGCUGUUGAAAGCUGAAAGACUCUUCACAAUCUCAAGCAGCGGACCAAGUGCUAAAAAUAAAAAAUAAAAAAAUGGUGGCCUCUGUUUGACGUCAGCUGGCGCCCCUGCCCCAGCGUCAUCACAACACACACCCAUCAUUUCUUGCAGCAUCUGUUACGUCAAAUAAUGGACAUUUUGUGGUACAUAGAAAUCCAAUCAAUAAAGCCAUCCAUUCAAAUAGUCUGGUCCACGUUUCUCACAGCAAAAUAAGAUGCUUCUUAGAGUGUUAGUUUAUGGCGCUGCUCAAAGCCUUUUUUGUUGAGGUUGUUUCUGAAAUGUUUUUCUUUUCACGCAACACUUGAACUCUCCGGGAUGCUCAAGUCAAACUCCAGCUUCUCUUGACUGCUUUUAUUUGUCUACGACACCAACUUUUUUUUUUUUCCGUUUGUUUUCCUCUGGUCUUUCACACUGUACUGAAUAAAUGCAUUUUUAAACUUGGGUAAAAUGGAAUAAAACCUUACAGAUUCUUUUACAGAGACCAGAAAGACCCGAGGUCAAGUUGUUAAUCUGUUGAUUUAUGGCGUUUGUGCAGCUAUUAACACCUGUUUGCUUCAUUUUAUAAAGCCUGCCAAACAUCACAAAGUCCUCUUUUUUUGUGUGUUUAAUGUUGACUGAGUGGUGAAAUACUAUUUGUUAGUCUUUUAUGUUAAAUAUUAUUUUUAAUUAUCUGGUCUAGAUCCAGUCUGAAAUGUAAAGAGUCAUUUAAAGAUGGUUUCUCACCUGAUGAUAACUGUUUUUUUUCUUUAUUAUUUUCAAAGAAUUGUUUUCUUUUUUGUCUAAAAUAAUUGCUGUGCAGUUAAAACUUGCACUCUCCUCUGUUGUGUCUGCUUUCAGAUUUUUGAAUAAUAAAAUGAAUUUAAAUCCAGACUAAAACCAGUCCUCUCAAAACAAACAUAAUAAAAAAAAACAGCUACUCAGAUCUCAUAAAGAUGCAUCCUAUUUUAACAACAUUCAGUCGUGCAUACACGUGUUUUUAAUUGGUAAAGCAUUUCUAUAACAGUUGAGACUUUAAUAAAAAAUCUCAGCAUGAA